Balaenoptera ricei (Rice's whale) is the source of this 714-nucleotide messenger RNA. Its product is annotated as M1-specific T cell receptor beta chain-like. Bases 1 to 714 code for a protein of 237 amino acids. NCBI's taxonomy places the organism in Eukaryota, Metazoa, Chordata, Mammalia, Artiodactyla, Balaenopteridae. Gene Ontology annotation, biological process: cell surface receptor signaling pathway. The transcript is spliced from 4 exons. The record is from RefSeq and is a predicted model, not a curated record. Gene Ontology annotation, cellular component: plasma membrane.
AUGGGCAACCAGGUGAUCUGCUGUGUGGCCCUUUGUCUCCUCGGAGCAGGCACUGUGGAUGGCGGGGUCACUCAGACCCCAAAAUACCUGUUCAAAGUGGAAGGACGAGAUGUGACCCUGAAAUGUGAACAGGAUUUUGAUUACGACGUCAUGUACUGGUACCGACAGGACCCAAGACAAGGGCUGAGACUGAUCUACUACUCUCAAACUGUAAAGGAUGUUCAGAAAGGAGACAUAGCUGAAGGAUACAGUGCCUCCCGGGAGAAGAAGUCACUCUUUCCUCUCACCUUGACAUCGACACAAAAGAACCAGACGGCUCUCUAUCUCUGUGCCGCUAAUAUAGACACAGGUGUCUCUUGGGACAAGCAAUUUUGGGGAACAUGUGGGGAGUCCCUGACCAUUACGGCUAUCUGUAAGAGUGGAGCGUCUGUGACCAUCCAGUGCCGUUCAGUGGACUUUCAAGCCUCAACUGUGUUUUGGUAUCAUCAGUUCCCAAAACAGGGCCUCGUGCUGAUAGCCACUUCUAAUGAGGGCUCUGAUGCCACAUACGAACAAGGUUAUACCAAGGCCAAGUACCCCGUCAGCCACCCAAACCUCACAUUUUCAUCUCUGAUGGUGACAAAUGUGCAUCCUGCAGACAGCAGCCUCUACUUCUGUGGUGCCAGAGACACAGCGCUGGGCGGAGAUCAGAGACCCAAACAAGAACCUUUGUAA